Molecule: messenger RNA, 1277 nt
Organism: Chionomys nivalis (European snow vole)
Lineage: Eukaryota; Metazoa; Chordata; Mammalia; Rodentia; Cricetidae
Gene: Pdlim4
Product: PDZ and LIM domain 4
Exons: 7
Coding region: 69-1061 (330 amino acids)
Biological process (GO): heart development; actin cytoskeleton organization; muscle structure development
Cellular component (GO): filamentous actin; Z disc; stress fiber
Molecular function (GO): actin binding; muscle alpha-actinin binding
Source: RefSeq, a predicted model, not a curated record
GGCAGCGGCAGUGGCGGCGGCGACUCCUCCGUGUCCGACUCCUGCUCUGGCUGUAGCUCCGGCCCGCGAUGCCCCACUCGGUGACCCUGCGCGGCCCUUCACCCUGGGGCUUCCGCCUGGUGGGCGGCCGGGACUUCAGUGCGCCGCUCACCAUCUCGCGGGUUCAUGCUGGAAGCAAGGCGGCCCUGGCUGCCCUGUGCCCGGGUGACCUGAUCCAAGCCAUCAACGGCGAGAGCACAGAGCUCAUGACACACCUGGAGGCCCAGAACCGCAUUAAAGGCUGCCAUGAUCACCUUACCCUCUCUGUGACAAGGCCUGAGAACAAGAACUGGCCCAGUGCACAUGACGACAAGGCUCAAGCACAUAGGAUCCACAUUGACCCUGGGUCCCAGGACUGCAGUCCAGUGACCAGCAGGCGGUCCUCAGUCUCUGGGUUUGGGCUGGACGACAACAGAUCAGGCCUGGGAUCUCCAUACGGUCAGCCAUCUCGCCUUCCAGUCCCUCACAAUGGCAGCAGCAAUGAGGUCACCCUGCCAGCCCAGAUGAGCACUCUGCAUGUGUCUCCACCUCCCAGCGCUGACACAGCCAGGGUUCUCCCUCGGAACCGGGACUGCAGGGUGGACCUGGGUUCAGAAGUCUACAAGAUGUUAAGGGAACCAGCAGAGCCAGCAGCCUCGGAACCCAAGCAGUCUGGAUCUUUCCGCUACUUGCAAGGGAUGCUAGAGGCUGGUGAAGGUGGGGAGCGGCCUGGGUCUGGUGGUCCCAGGAACCUCAAGCCAGCAGCCAGCAAGCUAGGUGCUCCGCUGAGUGGCUUGCAGGGGCUACCAGAGUGCACGCGCUGUGGCCACGGGAUCGUGGGAACCAUCGUCAAGGCAAGGGACAAGCUCUACCAUCCUGAGUGCUUCAUGUGUAGCGACUGUGGCCUGAAUCUCAAGCAGCGUGGGUACUUCUUCCUAGAUGAACGGCUGUACUGUGAGAACCAUGCCAAGGCACGAGUCAAGCCACCCGAGGGAUAUGAUGUGGUGGCCGUGUACCCCAACGCCAAGGUGGAAAUCGUCUGAGCUGGGAAAUCUUGCCUCGCCUGCUUCAUUUAAUGUCCCCCAAUGGCCCGUGUAAAUAUAUGUCCUCCUGGCCUCUCUAAUAAAGUCCCUCUGCUUGCUGGUGUCUGGUCUGCCAACCUCCAGUACAGGCCAAGGCUCCAGUGUGCCGCAAGAUCAGUUCAGGUGCCAGGCCUGUUCUAGACACCAAGUUCGGUGACGAGGCAGGCAGGUCUCGUG